Molecule: messenger RNA, 6381 nt
Organism: Amphibalanus amphitrite
Lineage: Eukaryota; Metazoa; Arthropoda; Thecostraca; Balanomorpha; Balanidae
Gene: Dap160
Product: intersectin-1-like
Exons: 34
Coding region: 247-5436 (1729 amino acids)
Biological process (GO): positive regulation of Rho protein signal transduction
Molecular function (GO): calcium ion binding; guanyl-nucleotide exchange factor activity; protein binding
Source: RefSeq, a predicted model, not a curated record
UCUGGACUUGGAGGAUCUGGGCAGUGGGAGAGGCUGCUGGGGAGCCGGGAAAUUGUAUUCGAUUCGGAAUAAGCCAAGAAGAAGCCAUAUUGAUUAUAACACAGUGUAUAUAAAUAGAUUAUAAUUUUAGUUUAGGAAGGCUGGUGUUAACACCAAAACUGUCUGUUUUCCCCAGUCUUUUGCCGAUAUCAUUAACAAUUCAAAUUAAGAAGUGGUAGGUACAAGCAAGCGGUAGAGGUCAAGAUCAUGGACCCGUGGGUGGUGACACCUGCAGAGCGUGCCAAACACGACCAGCAGUUCGCCAACCUGGGCCCGUCGCCUGCUGGACUGGUCACCGGUGACCAGGCCAAGGGGUUCCUGCUGCAGAGUCACCUCCCGCCAGCUGUCCUCGGCAAAAUAUGGGGACUCGCCGACCACAACGCCGACGGAAAGAUGAACAGGGACGAGUUCAGCGUGGCCUGCAAACUCAUCACCAACAAGCUGAAGGGGUUCGAGGUGCCGGCCACGCUGCCGCCGGCGCUGCGCGCGCUGCUCUCGCCGGCCUCCGGGACGCCGCCCCCGGCAGGGAUUGUGUCGCCGCCUCAGAUGACUCCGGCCGGCCUGGGCCAGCCGCUGAUCCCCGGCGUCGGUAUGUCCCAGCCGCUGGUGCCCUCUGCCGGUCUGGGACAGCCGCUGGUGCCCGCCGGCGGUCUCGGCCAGCCGCUGGUGCCGUCUGCUGGGCUAGGACAGCCCCUGGCGCCCGCCGGCGGGCUGGGACAGCCGCUGGUCCCGGCUGGCGGUCUCGGCCAGCCGCUGGUCCCGGCUGGCGGGCUGGGUCAGCCGCUGGUCCCGGCUGGCGGGCUGGGCCAGCCGCUGGUACCGGCCGGCGGCGGGCUGCCCGGGCAGAUGGGCGUUACGGCCCCGCUGGUAGCCACCGGCCCCGUGGCCGUUCAGUCGGCCGCGCCCGUCGCCGCCGCCGCGCCGCUGGCUGCCAGAUCGAGGUCUGACUCUGUUGCCAGCCAAGAUUCGACGCAGAGCGGCGCGGCCGCCGGCGACUGGGCGGUACCGCAGGCCUCGCGGCUUAAGUACACGCAGACCUUUAACCAGCACGACCGGACCAAGUCCGGCUACCUGUCGGGGCCGCAGGCGCGCAACAUCCUGGUCCAGAGCGGCCUGCCCAACAACGUACUGGCCCAGAUCUGGUCUCUGUGCGAUGUGGACCAGGACGGCCGGCUGUCGUGCGACGAGUUUGUGCUGGCGCUGCACCUCUGCGAGCGCACGCGGCUCGGCGACAAGCUGUCCAACACGCUGCCGCCGGAGCUGGUGCCGCCCAGUUUCCGUCGGGUGGCGCGUAGCCGCACCAUCAGCACGGGCUCACAGCCGGGCGACGCCGAGCCGGUGCUGUCCCCGUCACAGCAGGCCUCGUUCGAGGACCGCCGCCGGGAGAACUACAACAAGGGCCAGGCAGAGCUGGAGCGCCGCAGAAAGGUGCUCGAGGACCAGCAGCGGCGCGAGCAGGAGGAGCGCGCCCGCAAGGAGCGCGAGGAGCAGGAGCGGCUGGAGCGCGCCCGCCUGGAGCAGGAGCAGCGCCGCCGCGAGGAGCUGGAGCGCCAGCUGGAGCGGCAGCGCGAGCUGGAGCAGCAGCAGCAGGAGGCGCGUCGCCGAGAGCUGGAGACCAGGGAAGCGGCGCGCAGGGAGCUGGAGCGUAAGCGUCAGGAGGAGUGGGAGAACCAGAAGCGCCAGGAGCUGGAGUCGCAGCGGCAGCGGCAGCAGGAGACGGUGCUGCGGCUAAAGGCGCAGAACACGCAGCUCAUGGUGCAGCUCAGCUCGGCGUCGGACCGCGUCAAGGAGCUGACUCAGAACAUCAGCGACACGCGGGCCGGCGUCACCGACGUCAAGUCGACCAUCGACGGCAUGCGGGCCACCCGCGACACCCACAUGGCGCAGCUGACCGCGCUGAAGGCGCAGCUGCGCGAGCAAAACAACCGGCUGCUGCAGGUCAACCAGGAGCGGGCCAAGCUGGAGGCGCGUAAUAAGCUGAACGACGCCAAUAACCCGGUGCAGGCGGGCCUUGAGAGCGUGGCCAUGAACUACGACAGCAAGCGACACAUCAUCGAGCAGCUGCGCCGGCGCCUGGAGGCGGCGCAGGACCAGUGCUCGGAGAAGGAGUCGGAGCUGGAGGGCCGCCUGCACGACCUGAAGGAGGCCAAGGACGUGCUGAACUCGCUGGUGGCCAGCUGCCAGGAGGUGAACACCCAGCUGGAGCUGAAGCGGCAGGCGGUGCUGCAGCGCCGCCAGGGCCAGCGCACGCCGGACGCCGCCCCCGCCCCCGCCACCACCGGCGCCUCCUGGGCCACCUCUCCUCCGGCGCAGCAGCAACAGCAGCAGCAGCAGGGCUGGGCGGCCGACUUUGGCGCGCCGGCCUGGAGUUCCAGCGCGCAGCCGGCCGCCUCCUCCGGCGCCGACUUCGGCUCCUCGGCGUGGGCGCCGGCCGCCACCGACUGGAGCGCGCCCUGGGACUCGAACAAGAGCGCCGGCGGCGGCGGCGGCGGCGGCGGUGGCGGCGCCGCGGACCCGUGGGGAGAGGCGGCCACCGGCACUCCGGCGGCCAGCGGCGACGGCCCCCGCAAGGUGCCCUAUACGGCUCUGUACGCGUUCGAGGGCCGUUCCGCCGACGAGGUGUCCUUCCAGCCGGGCGACACGGUCCUGAUAAACCUGGACGCCAACCCGGAGCCCAGCUGGCUGGAGGGCGAGGUCAACGGCCGCGUCGGCUGGCUGCCCGAGUCGUACGUCGCACCGGCCGACGCCAGCGUCGGUGUCGCCGCGGACGGCUCGUCGGCGGUGAACGGCACCUCCAGCGCCGCGCAGUCGGAGCAGGAGCCGCCGGCCGCCGAGCAGCCGCCAGCUGCCGACGGAGCCGCCACGGAGCCGGUGUCAGCGGCGCCGCAGCAGACGGCGAGUCCAGCGGUAACGUCAGGAGAGCGGUACGUGGCGCUGUACACGUACGAGUCGUCCGAGCCCGGCGACCUGGUGUUCCAGCAGGGCGACACCAUCCUGGUGACGGAGAAACACGGCGAGUGGUGGACGGGCACGCUGGGCGCCGCCACCGGCAUCUUCCCUUCCAACUAUGUCCAGCUGCUCGAGGAGCAGCCGGAGCCGGAGCCGCCGGCCGCGACGCCCCAGCCCAGCGAGCCGACCACCGAGCAGAGUCAGCCGGCUGACCGACAGCGCACGGAAUCGGUUGGCCACAGUGCCAGGCCGCUGGGCGUGGGACGCGCGCCCAGUGUCAAGAAGCGGAAGGGUGAGGUGGCGGUGGCGAUCGCGCCCUACGAGGCGACCAGCUCUGAACAGCUCUCACUCUGCCGCGGCCAGCUGGUGAUGGUCCGCAAAAAGUCCGAAACCGGCUGGUGGGAGGGCGAGAUUCAGAUGCGUGGCAAGCAGCGCCAGCUCGGCUGGUUCCCGGCCUCGUUCGUCAAGCUGAAGACCUCGCGGCGCAUGUCGAUCCCGGACGAAGCGGAGCCGCCCAUGCCAGACGCCCAGUGCCCCGGCGACGCACCCGCGCCCGACCCCGGCGCACCCAAAGAGCGCGUGGUGGCGCAGUUCCCCUACUCGGCGCAAAACGACGACGAGCUCACAUUCCAGGCGGAUGACGUCAUCACUGUGGUGAACAAGGACGACACGGCCUGGUGGAAGGGCGAGCUGCACGGCGUGGUGGGCCUGUUCCCGUCCAACUACGUGGCUCCCCAGUAUGAUGACGGCGCCGCCACGACCUACGACAGACAGCACUCGUACGGGUACGACCCCCCGGCGGACGGGUACGACCCCCCGGCGGACGGGUACGGCCCCGCGGCGGACGGGUACGGCCCCGCGGCGGACUGGUCGGGCGGGGCCGGCCGGCAGCCGCCGCCGGACGGCGUCUGGGAGGACAGCUGGUCCAGCUCGGAGGAGGGCGCCGCCCCGUACGAGGAGGCGCCCGCCGUCGGCCCGCCGGUGACCACAGAGCAGGACAGGCAGCGCCAGGAGGCCAUCGCGGAGCUCAUCGACAGCGAGCGCAGCUACUUGGCCAGCAUGGCGCUGGUCACUGAGGUGUUCCGCCGUCCGCUGGCGGCCGCCGGCCUGCUGACGCGCGAGGAGUCGCACGCGCUGUUCGUCAACUGGUCGGACCUGGUCAAGACCAGCCGCAAGCUGGUCGUGUCGCUCAAGGUGCGCCGGAAGAUGUCGGCCGGCGGCGUCAUCCAGCUCAUCGGAGACAUCAUGUGUGAAAACCUGCCGCACAUGGAGUGCUACAUGCGCUUCUGCAGCUGCCAGCUGCGCGCCGCCACGCUGCUGCAGAAAAAGGUGCAGCACCCGCGGUUCGACGAUGCGGUGCGCCGGUGUCAGAGCGACCCGCGCGCCGGUGGGAUGCCGCUCAGCAGCUUCCUGCUGAAACCCACCCAGCGCGUCACCAAGUACCCGCUGCUCAUCAAACAGAUACUGAAACACACGGCCGUCGACCACCCGGACCGAGCCAACCUCGAGGAGGCGCUCAACCGCGCCGAGGAGCUCUGCAGACAGCUGAACGAGGGUGUGCGCGAGCAGCAGAACACGGACCGAUUGGAGUGGAUGCAGGAACACGUGGACUGCUCUGAGCUGCCCGAGCGGAUCGUCUUCAACUCGAUGACCAACUCGGCCGGGCCGCGGCGCCUGCUCCACUUCGGCCUGCUGAAAAAGACGAAGAGCGGUCGGGAGGUGGUCGUGUUCCUGUUCAACGACUUUGUGCUGCUGACGACUCCCAGCCGGCCUCUGGGAAACGUCAGUCAGCUGGAGUUCGACCGCAACCUCUCCAACCUCCGGUUCAAACUGUACAAAAAGCCGCUGUUCCUGGCCGAGCUGGAGGUGAGCGUGCCUCCGGAGUCGCCCGACGCUCUGCUGCUGACCGGCGCCGGUCUGGUGGUGUCGCUGACGGCCGGCGGCGGUGUGGCGCGCGACCUGUGGCUGCGCCAGCUGCGCGCCGCCCAGGAGUCGUACCGCGCCCUGGAGCGGACCCAGCUGCAGCGACAGCACUCGCGCGAGGCCAAGUUCGCGGCGUGCGGCCGUCUGCUGGUGGUGAUUAUGUCGGCUAACCGGCUGGUAGCCGCCUCUGCUGACGGCAAGAGCGACCCGUACUGCGAGCUGACCAUGGGCAGCCAGGUGCAGCGCACGCCCGUCGUCGAGGGCACGCUCAACCCGCGCUGGAACCACAGCAUGCAGUUCCUGGUCAAAGACGUGCGAGACGACGUGCUCUGCAUCUCGGUGUUCGACCGCGACUACUUCUCACCGAACGAGUUUCUGGGUCGGACCGAGCUGCGCGUGGCCGAUGUCCACGGAGACAACCAGCGCUACCGCGGACCCAUCAUCAAACGCCUGCCGCUGCACGAGGUCAAACGCGGCGAGGUCGAUCUCAAGCUGGACCUGCAGAUUUUCGACCAGCCCCAGUAGCGCCCCUGGCGGCCGGCGGCGCAAGCUCGGCGGCGGCGCCCGCGGACCACGCUGGGUGUCUCGCCGCGGCGCGGGAAGGUUGGAUCUUGCCACUCGGUUGUUAGCGUUGUAGCUGUUGGUGUUUUCUGAUGGCAGUGUUUGUGUCUUUAUGUACCCCGGCUGCUCGUGAUGCUGAGCAGACCCUCGGUUACCGGACGGCGCGACUCGUGUCUCACCGAGAGCUCGGCAUAUUGUUCCUGUAUGCGAGCUUGCCUACCCAUGGUUGUUAUUGAGCCUCCGCUUUCGACUUUUUUCGUAAAUGGCACAUCGACGAUUACCUGCUACCUGAUGAUGACGUAUUUAAGGUGGUGUUUCAGGGCUCAGGCCAAACUUUCACAGAGAAUGUAACGAGAGGGGGUCGGGCCGGGUCGGGUCGGGGAGCUAGUCAGCCAGACUGUGCGGAGGGUGUACGGAGGGGGGGGGGGGACCGGAGCACACAUUCCCGCUGGAGGCACGCCGCUCGGUGGACCACGGGCAGACACUGCGGACCGCCGGCCGUCCCUCAGAUGGCAGCGGCCGGCGCCGGGCAUCCCCAGCGCCUCCCCGCUACCGCGCCGCCCAGCGCACAGACACGGCGCUGUGACAGCAGGAGCUGCCGGCUGGGCGCACCUCGCCGGCUCCGAAUGGGCCGGGACGACUCAGAGUAUGUACCGGUGUGUACGGGGCCGGGACGACUCAGAGUAUGUACCGGUGUGUACGGGGCCGGGACGAUGUCAGAGUGUGUACCGGUGUGUACUGGGUAGUGUGUGCGGGGCCGGGACGAUGUCAGAGUGUGUACCGGUCGGGUCAGCCACGUGACGAGCUGUACCACCGGGAGCUGCAGCUUGGUUCAAAACCAGAGAUUCGCUGUAUGUGUAUCCGAGCUAUAUCAAUAAAUGUCCCGCAAACUGUUGCGCUUUCCGUCAA